Molecule: messenger RNA, 810 nt
Organism: Aureobasidium vineae
Lineage: Eukaryota; Fungi; Ascomycota; Dothideomycetes; Dothideales; Saccotheciaceae
Source: the annotation of a GenBank genome assembly
AUGUCGUCUCUCGCUGCCUGGACCAAGGCUGUCUGCCUCUUACUUCUUGCCUCCGAAGCUUUCGCAAGCCCCAUCGAGAAGAUUGAGCAGCUUGAGAAGCGUGCAGUCUGCACUGCAUACACUCUCAUCGAGACUCGCGGCACCAACGAGCCUCAAGGUCCAUCAAACAGCUUCAAGACCAUGGAUGCCGCCAUCAUUGCCCAGGUCAUGGGUGGUACUGAGGUUUGUCUCGAAGUUGUCUGUCUUGCAAACCACAUCUCGAUUGUCGGCACCAACGAUGUGGGUCGCCUAUGUCAAAUCUCAACCCCGACUGUUGUGCUGACCACCACANNGAUCAUCAACCAGAUCAACGCUGGUCUCAAGACUGACCCUAAGAGAUGCUUCAUCCUUGAAGGAUACUCUCAAGGUGCAGCCGCUACCGUAGACGCCAUGCCCAGACUCACUGGUGCUGCCUUCAACGCGGUCAAGGGUGUCUUCCUUCUCGGAAACCCUCGCCGCAGAGCUGGUCUGGCAUGCAAUGUCGACGCCAACGGUGGCACCACUACCAAGAACUCCAAUGGCCUUACCGCUCUUCUUGGCGGCAUCCCCAGCAACUGGGUCAGCAAGACUUUGGAUGUCUGCGCCUAUGUAAGUUUCGCGGGUUCUCGGAACUCUUUGGAUGUUAGACUAAUAGUGUGUAGNAACGAUCCUGUCUGCGACACCGCUCAUGGUUUGGGUGAUGUCAAUAUUCACUUGUCUUACAAGUCUGAUCCGAAUGUGCAGAACCAGGGUAUCGAGUUUGUCAUUGGAAAGCUCCAAGGCACCAGCUAG